CACCACGACGAGAGCAGCCACACGAUAUACGAGCUAAUCUCCAAGAGCAAGUACACGACAAAGUUCGCCCGGCUGGUCGACGACCAUCCCGGCGUGGUGGAGCUGCUCAACAGCACCGACAGCAACUACACCCUCUUUGUGCCGCUGGACAAGGCCUUUGACGACAUCCCCGACGACCACAAGAAGCCCAGCAAGAAGGUGGUCGAGGACGCGCUGCGCUACCACAUUGGCCUCGGCGAGUAUCCCGCCAAGAGGAUCCUGCACACCUACACGCUGCCGACCGCCCACGACGAGGAAUUGCUGGGCGGUGAACCGCAGCGCCUUCGUACCUCUGUUGGCCUUGGCGGCGUAAAGAUCAACUUCUACAGCAAGGUUGUCGCUGCUGACAUAGUUGCCAAGAAUGGUAUUAUCCAUGCCGUGAACCAUAUCCUAGUCCCGCCCCCUUAUCUCGGCCGAAUCAUCACGCUGUUCCCUGAUCGCUUCUCAACUCUGCUGUUGGCGUACGAGAAGACCGACUUUGUCAAGUUUAUUCAUGGCGUCAACUUGAAGGGUAGCACCGUUUUCGUCCCCACCAACCGGGCCUUUAAUUGGCUGGGUCCAAGAGCCAACGCCUUUCUGUUCAACACUAGCAAGGGUCGCAAGUAUCUCAAGGCCAUUCUCAAGUACAGCAUUGUGCCCAACGCCACACUGUACACUGAUGCAUUCUACGAUAAGAGAGACGACAAGGACGAGAAAUCCGACGUUGAGCCACUUUCGCACGAGACCUUUGAUCUGCCAACCCUGCUUGGCGAUGCGCACAUCAGCGUUGAUAUUGCCCGCGUUUUUGGCUUUGCCUCGAUCAAGGUGAAUGGCUAUUCCCGCGUGGUUGUGCCCAACGGCGUGGGGAAGAAUGGCGUUAUCCAGGUUGUCAACCGAGUUCCUAUCCCCCCACACAAAGGCCAUCGCCACCAUCAUUCCGAGGAGCAUGGUGAAAUUGAAGUCAGCGACUUGAUCAAAAGACUUGAGCCCUAUGUUUGA
Molecule: messenger RNA, 1017 nt
Organism: Trichoderma atroviride IMI 206040
Lineage: Eukaryota; Fungi; Ascomycota; Sordariomycetes; Hypocreales; Hypocreaceae
Biological process (GO): macroautophagy
Cellular component (GO): fungal-type vacuole membrane
Source: RefSeq, a predicted model, not a curated record